Messenger RNA from Symphalangus syndactylus (siamang), 2496 nucleotides. It is a transcript of the gene CFAP73, whose product is annotated as cilia and flagella associated protein 73. The record is from RefSeq and is a predicted model, not a curated record. NCBI's taxonomy places the organism in Eukaryota, Metazoa, Chordata, Mammalia, Primates, Hylobatidae.
AAACUGAGGCUCAGGGAGAAACCGAGACAUCACCAUGGUCUCCGGGAUUGUUCCUGAUCCCCCACCCCUAGCUGACAUCCGGCUGAGAUUAAAUCAUUCAAACCAAGUGGUGAGAUGUGGGGCCCUGAAACAUGCUUCCUUCACUCGCACCUCCUACUUGAGCCUCUUCAGAAAGCGGCCAGAGCAGGCUGAGGAUUACGUCCCACCAGUGCUGCGUCUCCUGGAGAAGAGGCAAGAGCUGGUAGAUGCAGACCAGGCCCUGCAGGCCCAGAAGGAGGUGUUCCGCACCAAGAUGGCAGCCCUGAAACAGCGCUGGGAACAGCUGAAACAAAAGGAGCGGGAGUUAAAGGGAUCGUUCAUCCGCUUUGACAAGUUUUUGCAGGACUCCGAGGCCCGGCGCAAUUGCGCGCUGCGGAGGGCGGCGGAGGAGCGGCACCAGGCGGGCAGUCGGGAGGCUGAGGCCCUGCGUCUGCGGACCCAGCUCGAGGAGCUACGUCAGGAACGCGCGCGGCUGCAGCGCAGGCUUAAGCGCCUGGAGCCCUGCGCGCGCCUGCUGGAGCAAGCGCUGGAGCUGCUGCCCGGGUUCCAAGAGGUCCCGGAGCUGGUGGCGCGCUUCGACGGCCUGGCCGAGACGCAGGCGGCGCUGAGGCUCAGGGAGCGCGAGCGGCUCGCGGAGCUGGAGGCGGCGCGAGCGCGGCUGCAGCAGCUGCGGGACGCCUGGCCGGACGAGGUGCUCGCACAGGGCCAGCGGCGGGCACAGCUGCAGGAGCGCCUGGAGGCUGCCAGGGAGCGUACGCUGCAGUGGGAAUCCAAGUGGAUUCAGAUUCAGAAUACAGCAGCGGAGAAGACUCUGCUCCUGGGACGCAGCAGGAUGGCUGUGCUCAACCUGUUCCAGCUAGUGUGCCAGCAUCAGGGGCAGCCGCCCACCCUGGACAUUGAGGACACGGAGGGACAGCUAGAGCAGGUGAGGGCCCCUCUUUAUGGCACCUCCAGCCCCCAAACACUCCCUCUUUGGAAAAAUGAGGUACCUAAAACCCCACAGUUAGUGACACCUUCUCUGGGUUAAGCAUGGCCCUCUAAGGUCAGAGCCCUUGCCCCAGCCGUGGCUCGAUCGCUGCACAGGCACCUGGUCUAGGAUGGAUUCCUGGGUGCAUCUUGGCUCUGAUAGUGGCCAGAAGAAAGCCAUGCCCUUCUCUGCGACAAAGCUAGACUCCAUCUCAAAAAGGAAAAAAAAAAAAAAAAGUAGCUGGUCUCAAUGCCCUCCCUCUACCAGGAAGGCCAGGGUUUGUGCUGAGUCUCUCUUUUCUCGCAGGAUCCAACAGCCCACACGUGUCAACACCUGUAAAAAAUCAUGAGGUCCAGACUUGCCCUUCAUUCAUCUCUGGCCCUCUGGCUCCCUGCUUCCUGCACAGAGAGGCCUCAGCUUCCACAGGGAGGGUGAGGGUGGGGUUAGGCUGAGUUGUGCAGUGUAGAAUGUGACAUAGGCUUUUUUUUUUGAGACAGAGUCUAGCUCUGUCACCUAGGCUGGAGUGCAGUGACACGAUCUCAGCUCACUGCAACCUCUGCCUCCUGGCGAUUCUCCUGCCUCAGCCUCUCGAGUAGUUGGAAUUACAGGCACACACCACGACACCCGGCUAAUUUUGUAUUUUUAGCAGAAAUGGGGUUUCACCAUGUUGGCCAGGCUGGUCUCGAACUCCCAACCUCAAGUUAUCCUCCUGCCUCAGCCUCCCAAAGUGCUAGGAUUACAGGUGUGAGCCACAGCACCCAGCAUAACAUAGGUCUACAAUGGAGGGAGAUUUCAGACUUCAAAUACUUCUUUUGUUUCUAGUGGGUAUACCCAAAGCAUGGUCCCUUUGAGAAGUGGAGGCAAAGUAAAGGUGUAGCAGGACGAGCCACAGACAAAACUCCUCAGACACUGGAUUAAAGAAGGAAGAGGUUUUUAUUCGGCUGGAAGCUCGGCUCUUAAGACUCGAGUCUGCCAACGCUCCCAGCCGAAUAAAAACCUCUUCCUUCUUUAAUCCGGUGUCUGAGGAAUUUUGUGUCAAUCCGGUGUCUGAGGAGUUUUGUCUGUGGCUCGUCCUGCUACAAAGGGAGGCAUCCCACCUUUUCCCCAACCCAUUCCCAUUCCUGUUCUGCCCAAUGGCCAGGAUUCCAACCUAAUGCCAAGAUCUGGGUCCUGGGAAUUGGCUUCACCCCUCCUAGUUGGUUGAAUGCAUUGAUGCCACUAUUCUUCCAAGCCUGGCCUGUUACCUGGUUACCUUGUGGCACCUGAGACUAGCAGAAACACAGGCUUGAUGUAAACAGGCAAAAGUCAGUGCCUUUUCUUUUAGUCCAACUGGAGUAGUGGAAAUUAAGAAGAAAUAAAAUCUGUAACCGGUUGUAAUCAAUUAGUUGUGAACACCACUGCACUAGGACCAGACCAUCUCUUUUCAAAAUCAACUCUCUGCCCCUGUCAAAGAGAAAGGCUCCAUGGAGGGACAUUAGGCCUUUUCCCAC